AGAGCCUCAGUUCGUUGACGGUCGUGUAUUCGUGUGUUCCAAACAGUCCUGGGAUUAAAAGGCCAUAAAAUGAACAUUCUUAGCCAGACCCUCCUGAUGGUUUUACCCGCCCUUGCCCUAGCCAGUUUGUGCGAUGAGCCCGUAACCCCAAAUAAUUUGGUCCCUCGAACCAACCUAUACCAGAGCCAGAAGAACUUUGCUGUGUCCAUGCUGGAUGCUAUUAGCAAACGGACUCCAAGCGGAAAUUUGUUCUUUUCUCCGUACAGCACGUACAACGCACUGCUCCUUGCCUAUUUCGGUUCCUCCGGGGAGACGGAGAAGGAGCUUGUAAGGGUGCUACAUCUGGACUGGGCCAGCUCCAAGGAGAUGGUGCGCAGUGCCUACAUGGUGGAGAAAAAGCUCCUUGCGUCCCGUUUGCGUAAAAAUCCGCUGGAAUUCUCCUCAGUGGGCCGAAUUUUCUACGCCAAGGAUCUUGAGCUGGGGGAAUGCCUAAAGGAUCGCCUCUUUAACGAGUACGCAGCAGUUAACUUUCAAGGACAGCCGGACGAAUCGCGCAAAGAAAUUAACGCCUGGAUUGCUAACCAGACCCACAACCAGAUCCGUGACAUGCUGAGCGAGGAUGACAUUACAUCGCGCACGCGAGUGGUCUUGGCCGAUGCAGCCUAUUUGAAGGGUCAGUGGGUCAGCAAAUUUAAGAUGGAGAAGACAUCUCAGCAACGGUUUUAUACUACCGCAUCCGACUUUUCAAUGGUGCCUAUGAUGAAGCAAAAUGGUACCUUCUUGCUGAUGCUGGACGAAAACCUAGACGCCAAAGUUCUGCAGAUGCCUUUCCGCACCUCCUACGAGACAAAUGGGAAGCCCAAGUCCGACAUCUCAAUGGUGCUCAUUCUGCCUUCAACAUCCUUGGAUAAUGUGGUGUCGAAAUUGAACCCCGAGACUCUGCGACAGGCCUUAAACUUCGCUAUGCCGCGGCAACUCGAGCUGUCUGUGCCCAAGUUUGAGUUCGAGCAGCGCUUGGAAUUGAUUCCGAUCCUUAGCGGAAUGGGACUGACCAAGACCUUCACCCCGGCUGGAACCUUCAAAGAUUUAACGUCUGAGGGUAUUGUUUUCGACGACGCCCAGCAGGUGGCCAAGAUCAAGGUCGACGAGGAGGGCAGCACAGCGGCGGCGGCCACCAUUCUUUUUUCUAGCCGUUCAGCGCGUCCGGUGGAGUCUGAGACGUUCGAGUGCAACCAUCCUUUCCUGUUCCUCAUCUACGAUGAGACCAAUGAGUCAAUCCUGUUCACGGGCAUCUACCGCGAUCCCAAAACCAUGAAGGCGUAAGUCUUGGGUAAAUUUUUUUGUUUCGAGUCUACAGUUAAUAAAUUCUUGUAUGUAAAUCGUGUCUUAUACUAAAAGACACUUCAACGCAAUAAAAACAGCGUAUUGUCACUAUACGUUUUUUAAAGUUCUA
Messenger RNA from Drosophila serrata, 1453 nucleotides. Its product is annotated as serine protease inhibitor 88Ea-like. NCBI's taxonomy places the organism in Eukaryota, Metazoa, Arthropoda, Insecta, Diptera, Drosophilidae. Gene Ontology annotation, molecular function: serine-type endopeptidase inhibitor activity. The record is from RefSeq and is a predicted model, not a curated record.